Messenger RNA from Blastocystis hominis, 1501 nucleotides. RefSeq lists its product as hypothetical. NCBI's taxonomy places the organism in Eukaryota, Bigyra, Opalinata, Blastocystidae. Gene Ontology annotation, biological process: maturation of SSU-rRNA from tricistronic rRNA transcript (SSU-rRNA, 5.8S rRNA, LSU-rRNA). Bases 135 to 1457 code for a protein of 440 amino acids. Gene Ontology annotation, cellular component: nucleolus; small-subunit processome. The transcript is spliced from 6 exons. The record is from RefSeq and is a predicted model, not a curated record.
GUGCUUUUUACUUUUUCGACGUUCCAAUGACCAAUUCCGAUGAUGAAUUAGACUUUGAUAAUGUGUCGGAGGAUGACCUUUUGGAUGUCGAUGACCACGUUUCUGUGGAUGAAGUAUCGAGUAGUAGCAACGAGAUGAGUUCUUCGUCCGAGGAGGAGAGUGAGGAGAAGGAGGAAGACAUUCAUGCUUGGGGUGGUCGAAAGAGCAACUAUUAUGGUGGAAUGGAAGAUGACAUUGACGCGGAUGGUGUGGAGCUGCGAGAAACGCGUGAGCUGGAAAGAAACCAGAAGGAGAGUUUGCAAGUUGAGGACUUCGCGAUUUCCUCCGACGAGGACGAGGAAGUCGAAGCGACCGAUCUGGAAGCUGCCAAGUUGAAUUUGGGAUUCGGUAUCGCGGAAGAGGAGGUGCACAAAGACCUUUCCUCGCUGUCGGCGGAGGAGCUUGGCAAGCUGCUGCGCAAGGAGAGUCCGGAAGUGGUGGUGAUGCUCUCCGACCUGCUGGGCCGUCUGCGCGCGUUCUCCGGCGCCGUGGCUCCCUGGGCGCGCGCUCUGCGUAGCGAGCGUCCCUCGGUGGGCGGGCGCGCGCUGUCGUCGACGGGCGUGGACUUCGCGGACUGCCAGUCGCAGCUGUCGCUGAACUACGCGCUGCUGCUGCUGAACUACCUGCUGCUGAAGGCCGAGCGCCGCCCGUCGAGCGACCUGCAGCGCCAUCCGCUGACCGCCCUGCUGGUGCGAGCCAGAGCUCUGCUCGACCGGCUGGGCAAGGCCGAGCGCCGGAUCGGCGAGGCGCGGUUCCAGCGGGAAAGCCUCCCGCGGGGAUCGGAGAGCGAGGACGAGCGAGAACGGGAGCGAGAAGGGAAGGAGGGCGAAGAAGAAUUGGCGGGAAAGGAGGGAGGCGAAGACGAGGCGAGGGAGGAGCGAAACGCCCUGGCGCGAGAGGAGGAAGCCGCCUUCCAGCGAUUCGCCGCACGCAAGCGAGGGGCCGACAUGCUCACGCCAUCGGAGAAACCGGGGAAACCCGAUGCAAUGGACGACGCAAUGGACGACGCAAUGGACGAAGUGGAGUCGAACGAAGACGAAGAUUUGGCGGGAAACGAAGACGAAGAUUUGGCGGGGGAGGACGAUUUUUACCGGGAGAUGAAGAAACGGAAGGAGGCGAAGCAGAGCGCGAAGGAGGCGCGGCAGGAGUACGCGGCGCAUUACGUGAACGAAGAUUUCGAGCUGGAGGAAGGGGAGAGCCGCAAGGCCACGCAGAAAAUCCUCAAGAACCGCGGAUUGGUGCCGAGCCGACCGAAGGAGAACCGCAACCCGCGUGUGAAGAAACGACGGCGCUACGAGCAGGCUGUCAAGCGGAGAAAGGGACAGGUGGUGCCGAUGCGAACGAACGAAGCCGAUCAGUACAUGGGAGAGAAGUCGGGAAUCCGCGCAGAUGUCACGCACUCCCGACUGUUCAACUAAUCGUCUUUUAUUGGAGUUUGUUAGUUUUAUUUUUAACUGUGUUC